GUACAAUUAGUAAAUUUAUAUAGUGUUGAUUGAUUGGUGUCUUGAAGUGGUCAGAGAUGGCAAACGAUCCGUUGAGCACAAAGUUCUACGAGAAGCCGAUGCAUGGCUUUCCUGAGGGCCCGUUUCGGUCCAACAUCAGUGAGAUCUUCGGUCACAUUCACGCGACUCAGUGUCAGAUCGGGAACUCAAAGCCCAGAUGUGCUGAGUUUCAGUUGAAUGCCGUCGAGUGUCUCGAGGCUUACGGCGCGAAACGCGGCCGACGGGUCUGCAGUCGAUAUCUCGACGACUAUCAGGAGUGCAUCCGUGGCUAUAAACAGUCCCAGAGAGUGAAUGAGAUGACCAAAGAGAGACUGAAGCAAGUGAUGAGAGGGGAGCGCACUCUCGACAACUAUCACGACAAAGUGAAGCCUCCGAGAGAUGCCUAUCAGUUCGGACCCUUUCAUCCCUAACCUCUCUAACACUUCAUUGUGUCCAACAUUUUUGCCAUUCAAUCACUUUUUUAGUAGCGUUUAGUUUUUAGCGAUGAUUUGAAUGGUGUUAUGAAAUACUUUAUUGGAUUUGAUUAUUAGAUAUUAUUAAAUGAGAUGUCAUUACAAUUGUAUUAAAAAUAUGUUAAUAAUAGGAAAAUAAAUAUAAUUUAAUUGUAAAA
Messenger RNA from Medioppia subpectinata, 649 nucleotides. The record is from the annotation of a GenBank genome assembly. NCBI's taxonomy places the organism in Eukaryota, Metazoa, Arthropoda, Arachnida, Sarcoptiformes, Oppiidae.